UUGCCGUUAUACUCAUGCAGACGUGAUGGAGUCAUGGGUUACAAGCCACUAUUUGUGUGAAGAACCCGUCGCAGGCUGACCAUCGACCACUGUGGUUCAACGUCCGCUCUGUGUACACAGGCAUGUCUAUCACUGCGUCUGAAGUGGGCUCAUUCAUUAUAGAAGACUAUGCUAUUGUCGCCGGCGCAGCGCUCAUAUUGUUCGACCAUACCAUCACAUUCGGUCAGGACGUCCAGCUGGUCUGGGGCGAGAGAUCGUUCUCUGCGUGGUUGGUUUUUGCCAAUCGGAUGGUUGCACUGAGCUAUGCGAUCUUUUCCGUUUGGUCGCUCACAAAUCAUGAUACAGUAACGUUGUAUGGCAAGCAUUGUCACGAGCAAUCUGCUUAUGAUAUUGAUUGGAAUAAUCUCAGAUGGUAGGCUGGCAUGCUUUGCGACAGAUUAUCGCAGCUAAAACACAGCCAAGUGGUUGCAAUAUUGCGAGUAGAUGCCGUGUUGCGAUUAAAUGCCGUAACAGAUGGAAGUCGAU
This is a messenger RNA of Laetiporus sulphureus 93-53, 525 nucleotides long. RefSeq lists its product as uncharacterized. Lineage: Eukaryota; Fungi; Basidiomycota; Agaricomycetes; Polyporales; Laetiporaceae. The coding region runs from base 123 to 416 and encodes 97 amino acids. The record is from RefSeq and is a predicted model, not a curated record. The transcript has 5 exons.